Messenger RNA from Cynara cardunculus var. scolymus (artichoke), 605 nucleotides. Its product is annotated as thioredoxin-like protein YLS8. The record is from RefSeq and is a predicted model, not a curated record. The coding region runs from base 2 to 430 and encodes 142 amino acids. Lineage: Eukaryota; Viridiplantae; Streptophyta; Magnoliopsida; Asterales; Asteraceae. Gene Ontology annotation, biological process: mRNA splicing, via spliceosome. The transcript has 2 exons. Gene Ontology annotation, cellular component: U4/U6 x U5 tri-snRNP complex; spliceosomal complex; U5 snRNP.
GAUGUCGUACUUGCUACCGCACUUGCACUCCGGUUGGGCCGUCGAUCAGGCGAUCCUCGCCGAGGAGGAACGUCUCGUCGUCAUCCGAUUCGGCCAUGAUUGGGACGAAACUUGUAUGCAGAUGGACGAAGUGCUUGCUUCAGUUGCCGAAACAAUAAAGAACUUUGCCGUAAUAUAUUUGGUGGACAUCACGGAGGUACCCGACUUCAAUACAAUGUACGAGCUUUACGAUCCGUCUACGGUAAUGUUCUUUUUUAGGAACAAGCACAUCAUGAUCGAUCUUGGUACGGGUAACAACAAUAAGAUUAACUGGGCAAUGAAGGACAAGCAGGAGUUUAUAGACAUAGUUGAAACGGUUUACCGUGGGGCCCGCAAGGGCCGUGGUUUGGUCAUUGCACCCAAGGAUUACUCGACCAAAUACCGUUACUAACGAGAUUCACCGGUCAACGGUGUAUGGUUUUGUGGACUCGAACCAUGUCUUUAAAGAGACAAAAAAGGUUGCGAUUUAUUUGUUGAAUUAACAUCGAAGUAAUAAACCUAGAGGUGAUCAAGAAGGCCUUUUAACCAAGACCUUGAAUCCCGAACCGGUUAAAACAUGGCAUGUU